Messenger RNA from Symbiodinium natans, 867 nucleotides. Lineage: Eukaryota; Dinophyceae; Suessiales; Symbiodiniaceae. The record is from the annotation of a GenBank genome assembly.
AUGGAUUGGACCCGGCCGCAACUGUUUCGCGGCGCUGCCAGGUCACUUUUCCCAGCAGAGUGGCGACUUUCCGCGAUCGGCGCAGCUUAUGCAGAUGUGCCAAUCACAGUUCAACGUCUUCCGACGAGGAUGACCCAACUUUCUCCGAAUGGGCCUCGCACGGAAACCAUGUCGGUCAAGAAUUACCUCAGCGGCAUGCAAGCAGCCUCUGCCGAUUCCUUGUUGUACUGGUCAAGCCAGGUUCUGUAUGAGCCCCCAUUCGAUAACUUGCUGAACGACUUCCGGCGCCCAGAUUUCUUGUCAACGGCUGAUGACUUCUUGACACGCUGGCGAAGCUUGCGAUAUCUUGCACCACCCUUGCUGCAAUUCAUUUUCUAUUUCCGUUGGCUCUUCAUUGGGCCAAAGAACAGCUACUCGCGACUGCAUGUGGAUCCCGUUGGUAGUGCUGCAUGGAAUGCAUGCUUGGAAGGUCAGAAAAGGUUUGUAUUCUUUGCUCCUGAGCUGCUCCACGACCUGCAUGCUGACCUGAGUGACCCUGAUCAUCUACGGCAUGUCUAUCCAGAAUACAUGAAAGAUGUCUCGGUUCUGCGCCACCCGUACACAGAGUUAAUCUUGGAGGCAGGUGAUGUUGUGUACGCACCUCCCAGAUGGCCUCAUUUUGUAGAGAACUUGGAGGCAUCGCUGUCUGUAACGGAGAACUUCGUGCGGUGUCACGCAGAUCAAUUCAGUCUUUUUGAUCAAGCUCUGGCUAGCUCAGAAGACAGUUCUGCACUGCUCCCUGUUCGGGAGAAGCGGCGACUGAAACGCUUCCGACGCAUUGUCACGUGGGCGGCAUCUUUUGACAAGAUUGCGUCACACACGUGGUGA